Molecule: messenger RNA, 2931 nt
Organism: Nerophis lumbriciformis (worm pipefish)
Lineage: Eukaryota; Metazoa; Chordata; Actinopteri; Syngnathiformes; Syngnathidae
Source: RefSeq, a predicted model, not a curated record
AUGGCGAGGCUGGCUCGAUGGCUUAGUCCUCCUUUCUCUGUGGUCAUUGCCCUAGUUUUGAUGUUCAUCGUGCAGGCGUCUUCUGUGGAAGAGCAUGAGUGGCACUUUGAUGCAGCCGCUCAAUGCCGCUAUGCCCUGGGGAUGGAGGAUGGCAGCAUCCUAGACUCUGACAUCACCGCCUCCAGCGCCUGGUCAGACUCCACUGAGGCCAAACACGCGAGGUUGAGCACCGGAGAAGGAGACGGAGCUUGGUGCCCCAAAGGCCCCGUCUUCCCUGGCGGAUCAGAAUACCUUCAGGUGGACCUGCGCAAACUUCACUUCCUAGCCCUGGUGGGCACCCAAGGUCGCCACGCCGACGGGCACGGCCAGGAAUUCGUCCGUAGUUAUCGCCUCCGCUACUCCCGAGACGGCGUGAAAUGGAUCACUUGGAAGGACCGCUGGGGUCAGGAAGUUGUGUCUGGGAACGACAACACCUACGAUAUUGUUCUAAAGGACCUGGGACCCCCAAUCGUAGCCCGCAUGGUUCGCUUCUACCCUUUGGCCGACAGGGUUAUGAGCGUCUGCCUUCGAGUUGAACUCUACGGCUGUAUAUGGAAAGAUGGCUUAUCGGCUUAUGUGGCUCCAGUGGGUCACGUCAUGAAUCUGUCAGGCCUGCCCGUCUACCUCAACGACUCCACCUAUGACGGCACCACAGAGCAAGGCAUGCAGUUCAGUGGCUUGGGUCAGCUGUGUGAUGGCGUCCUUGGAGGAGACGACUUCAUGGAGAGCCAGGAACUUCGGGUGUGGCCCGGCUACGACUACUUGGGCUGGAAUAGAGACGUUCUCGGCAAACCCAGUGUGGAAAUAGAGUUCCACUUUGAGAAGCCUCGCAUCCUUCAUGUCAUGCAGGUGCACAGCAACAACCGUCACACUCAGGGUGUGAGGGUGUUCAACAAGGUGGAGUGCGUGUUCAAGCCGGGCCUCAUGCGGCCAUGGUCGUCCCCGCCACUCGCCCUACCCGUGCCUUUGGACGACCUGAAGGACCCUUCCGCACGGACCCUCUCGCUGUCCUUGAAUGGCCACGAGGCUCACUUGCUGCGCUGCAACUUUUACUUCACCGACAGAUGGCUGCUCCUCAGCGAGAUAUCCUUCAUCUCUGAUGCUUUAAAAAAGGACGUUACACAGGAAAUUGGUCCCAAGACCCCCACCACUAGCUUCCCUCCUUCCCUCAAUCACACCUCUCCGUCCCUGAGCCGUGGCACUGGCAACACCACCGCCAUCGCUUCUGGUUCCGGCUUCACCGCUGUCUCACCGAGGGCGGGGCUUCCGGUUGCUAAGGACGACAGCAGCAAUACAGCCAUUCUGAUUGGCUGCCUGGUGGGCAUCAUUUUAUUGCUGCUGGCGGUUAUUGCCGUCAUUCUGUGGAGACAGUAUUGGAAGAAACUACUGGGAAAGGCUCAAGGUGGCCUGUCAGGCGACGAACUGCGUGUUCACCUGUCUGUUCCGUCGGACAACGUUGUCAUCAACAACACGCACAGCUACUCCAGCCGCUACCAGCGCAUACACACCUUCCCCGAUGACCCCGAGCGGGAGGGCGAAAGCGAAUACCAGGAACCCAGCGCCCUGCUGCACCCGAGGGACCAUCGAGACAGCACGGCCUUGCUGUUAAACAACCCGGCCUAUCACCUGCUCCUGUCAGAUCACAGGAAAGGCUCCAGGCCCAGCACCUGUCAGGCUCAGGAAAAGAGUCUCAAUGUGCCCUAUGCGUGCAGCGCUGAGCCGUCCCCGGAGAAGGGCUUCCCCCCGAUGCAAGACGAGCCUCCGCCCUAUCCGGGCUCGCCACCGUACCCGGCCCUGUCACCGCCCGUGUCUCCGCCGCUGCCCCCCAGCGUGCCGCACUACGCUGAAGCCGACAUCGUCAGUCUGCAGGGCGUCAGCGGAAACAACACGUACGCCGUGCCCGCCCUGGCCUCUUCCAGCCCGGGCGCCGAUGCCGGACCCAUGCCCGAACUUCCGCGACAGUGUCUCAUCUUCAAGGAGAAGCUCGGGGAGGGACAGUUUGGAGAGGUGCACCUGUGUGAAAUCGAGAACCCGCAGGACCUUCCAAACUUGGAGUUCCCCUUCAACGUAAGGAAAGGUCGCCCUCUACUGGUGGCUGUCAAGAUCCUGCGACCUGACGCCUCCAAAAAUGCCAGGAACGACUUCCUUAAGGAAGUAAAGAUCCUGUCCCGCCUGAAAGACCCCAACAUCAUCCGUCUACUGGGUGUGUGCGUGAGCAGCGACCCCCUCUGCAUGGUCACAGAGUACAUGGAGUGCGGGGACCUCAACCAGUAUUUGUCCCACCGGGUACUACUGGACAAAAGCGGGCCUUCGCACACCACGCCUACCAUCAGCUACCCGGCUCUCAUCUCCAUGGCUGGCCAGAUCGCGUCAGGAAUGAAGUUCCUGUCCUUGCUCAACUUUGUGCACCGCGACUUGGCCACGCGCAACUGCCUGGUGGGUGGCGAAAGAGGCGACGGUGCCGAUGACCCCGGUGGGGAGCGACACAUCAAGAUCGCAGACUUUGGCAUGAGCCGCAAUCUGUAUGCUGGAGACUACUACAGGAUCCAAGGCCGGGCUGUGCUGCCCAUACGAUGGAUGGCCUGGGAGUGCAUCCUCAUGGGCAAGUUCACUACGGCGAGCGACGUGUGGGCGUUCGGCGUGACGCUGUGGGAGAUGCUGAGCGUGUGCCAGGAGCAGCCGUACUCCAACCUGACGGACGAGCAAGUCAUCGACAACGCCGGAGAGUUCUUCAGAGACCACGGACGACAGGUGUAUUUGGGCAAGCCCGCCGUGUGCCCUCAGGGUCUCUACGAGCUCAUGUUAAGCUGCUGGAACCGCGACUGCAAACUGCGACCGUCUUUCGGCCACAUUCACGCCUUCCUCACCGAGGACGCCAUGAACAUGGUGUGA